AUGCUCCGCAACGCGGCAUCCACCGCCCGAAAGGCCGUGACGGAGCUCUCGCAAUUCCCCAAGCCCGGCGAACAGCUCCACGGCUUCACACUCUUGCGCUCCAAGCAUGUCCCUGAACUCAAGCUGACGGCUCUCCAUCUUCAACACGACAAAACUGGUGCCGAUUACCUGCACAUUGCCCGCGAUGAUACCAACAAUGUCUUCUCCAUCGGCUUCAAGACGAACCCUCCAAACGACACUGGCAUCCCCCAUAUUCUCGAGCACACGACGCUCUGUGGUAGCAACAAAUAUCCCAUCCGCGACCCGUUCUUCAAGAUGUUGCCCCGAACCCUCUCCAACUUCAUGAACGCCUUCACGGCCUCGGAUCACACCUUCUACCCCUUCGCCACUACCAACGAGCAGGAUUUUAAGAACUUGAUGUCGGUUUACCUGGACGCUACUCUGCACCCCCUUCUCAAGCAAUCCGACUUCACCCAGGAGGGUUGGCGGAUUGGUCCGGAGAACCCGAUUGCCGAGGAUGAGGCCAGCAAGAAGUUGGUUUUCAAGGGUGUUGUUUACAACGAGAUGAAGGGUCAGAUGUCGGACGCUGGAUAUCUCUACUAUAUUCGUUUCCAUGACCACAUGUUCCCCGAUAUCAACAACUCGGGCGGCGACCCUCAAAAGAUUACCGACUUGACUUAUGAGCAGUUGAAGCAGUUCCACGCCGAACACUACCAUCCAAGCAACGCCAAGCUCUUCUCAUAUGGCGAUAUGCCACUCGCGGAUCACCUCCAAGAGGUUAACGCCCAACUCCAGGCAUUCGACAAGAUCAAGAGCGACACGCAAAUCCAUGAGCCGAUCCAACUUGAUGGACCCAAAGACGUCACCCUCUAUGGCCCCCUGGAUCCUUUGGUGGACGCCGAUCGUCAGUACAAGACAUCUGUUUCAUGGGUUACUGGUGAUACUAGUGAUGUCCUCGAGUCUUUUUCGAUUUCGCUCCUCUCUACCCUCCUGAUGGACGGAUAUGGCUCUCCCCUCUACCGAGGUCUGGUUGAGGCUGGCAUGGGUGCCGACUGGAGCCCCAAUGCCGGAUAUGAUAGCUCAGCCAAGCGUGGAAUCUUCUCUAUCGGCCUGACUGGUGUCCAGGAGUCUGACGUUCCCAAGCUCAAGGAGAAGGUGCAGCAGAUUCUACGGGAGGCACGUGGCAAGGGCUUUGAUCAGACCAAGAUCGACGGCUCUCUCCACCAGCUAGAGCUAACUCUAAAGCACAAGACGGCCAACUUUGGAUUCUCAAUGCUCAACCGCCUCAAGCCCAAGUGGUUCAAUGGAGUUGAUCCCUUUGACUCGCUCGCCUGGAACGAGACCAUCACAGCCUUCAAGGCCAAGCUGGCCGAGGGCAACUACUUGGAGAGCUUGAUGGAUAAGUAUCUACUCAACGAUAAUGCCUUGACCUUCACCAUGGCGCCUUCAACCACCUACGGCGAGGACUUGGUCAAAGAGGAACAGGAGAGAUUGGCGGGCAAGAUCCAGGACGCCAUCAAGAAGGCGGGUGGCGAGGAGAAUGCCCGAAAGCACUUUGAGAAGCAGGAGCAGGAUCUCCUAGUGGAGCAGAACAAGACAAACACUGAAGACCUGAGCUGCUUACCCACCGUUUAUGUCAAGGACAUUCCUAGGACCAAGGAGCCUGUUGUAAUCCGAGACGAAAAUACCAACGGAACAAAGAUCCAGUGGCGCGAGGCCCCUACCAACGGCCUCACCUACUUCCGUGCUAUCAACACGUUGGAGAAUCUACCGGAUGAUCUCCGCGAGCUGAUUCCUCUGUUCACCGAUAGUAUCAUGCGAUUGGGUACCAAGGACAUGUCAAUGGAGCAGCUUGAGGACCUCAUCAAGCUCAAGACGGGCGGUGUGUCGGUGGGAUACCACUGUACCCCCUCGCCAACGGACUUCCACCAAGCCAGCGAGGGCUUGAUCUUUACGGGCAUGGCUCUGGACCAAAAUGUCCCCGUCAUGUUUGAUAUUAUCGAGAAGUUGGUCCUGGGGACCGACUUUGAUAGCCCUGAGGCAGCUCUCCGCAUCCGACAGCUUCUACAGGCUUCGGCAGAUGGUGUGGUAAACGAUAUCGCGUCGACUGGACACCGAUACGCGAUGGGAUACUCUGAGGCUGGUCUGACCCGAGCUGCGUGGCUGCGCCAGCAAGUGUCAGGGUUGUCACAAGUUAAGCUGGUGACUUCACUGGCCAGCCGCCCCGAGUCGGAUAAACUCGUAGAUGUCAUCGCCAAGCUGAAGCAAAUCCAGAGCUUUGCGCUUGUCGGCGGUAACUUCCGCACUGCUCUCACCUGUGGAUCGGAGAGUGUCGCGAACAACACAGCCUCUCUGCAGACCUUUUUGGGCAGCGGCUCCCGUGGACCUUUGGAGCUGAAGAACCCGGAGCCCCGACAACUGCCUCGCGAUAGCAAGACUUUCUUCCCCCUCCCAUACCAAGUUUACUACGGCGGCCUCUCGCUGCCGACGGCGUCAUACACGUCUCCCGACGGAGCGCCGCUCCAGAUCCUGUCCCAGCUGCUUACCCACAAGCACCUGCACCACGAGAUUCGUGAGAAGGGUGGUGCUUACGGCGGUGGCGCGUACUCCCGACCACUGGAUGGCCUAUUUGGAUUCUACUCUUACCGAGACCCGAAUCCCCAGAACACGCUGAGCAUUAUGCGCAACGCAGGUCAGUGGGCAGUGGACAAGCAGUGGUCGGACCAGGACAUGGAGGAGGCCAAGAUUUCGGUGUUCCAGGGCGUUGACGCGCCCGUGUCUGUGAACCAGGAGGGCAUGGGCCGAUUCCUGUCAGGCGUCACGGAGGAGAUGAAGCAGCGCAAGCGUGUGCAGUUACUUGAUGUCUCCAAGGACCAGGUGCGCGAGGUGGCCCAGCGUUACCUCGUGGAGGCCAUGAGCAAGGGCGAGGAGAGGAUCGCGUUCUUGGGAGAGAAGCAGUCCUGGGUGGACGGCGAGUGGAAGCUUCGCGAGAUGGACGUUCAGGGCGUCGAGUAG
Ilyonectria robusta is the source of this 3015-nucleotide messenger RNA. Its product is annotated as Metalloenzyme, LuxS/M16 peptidase-like protein. The coding region runs from base 1 to 3015 and encodes 1004 amino acids. The record is from RefSeq and is a predicted model, not a curated record. Gene Ontology annotation, cellular component: mitochondrial matrix. The transcript is spliced from 2 exons. Gene Ontology annotation, biological process: protein processing. Lineage: Eukaryota; Fungi; Ascomycota; Sordariomycetes; Hypocreales; Nectriaceae. Gene Ontology annotation, molecular function: metal ion binding.